UGAUCAUUAUUGACAUCAUUGUAGCGUGAAGUGAAUUAUUUUUUCACAAAAAAAAUUUAAUUAAAAGAGUGCAAAAAAUGUUAUUUGAAAAGUUACUUUUAUGUUGUACAAUAGCUUUAGUGGCUUCUGAUCCCAUAGUAAGUCUACCAAAAGGUCAAGUACGAGGCGUUACACUGUCAAGCGUCAACAAUAGAACAAUUCAUGUUUUCCGCGGCAUACCUUUUGCCAAACCACCGAUUGGAAAAUUAAGAUUUAAAACUCCUGAUGAACCUGAACCUUGGACAGAUAUACUUGACGCCAUAGCAGAUUCGAAUAUUUGCUUUUCCUGUGAAUAUAACUCUGAAAAAGAAUCCGAAGACUGUCUAUAUCUCAAUGUUAUAACGCCUGCGCUAGAACUGAAUGAAACAUCCAAGAAACUGCCUGUUUUAUUUUCAAUAUAUGGGGGUGGAUUUCGUGCAGGUUCCGCUGGUUAUGGUAAUCAUGCGCCUGACUGGUGGGCCGAAAACGAUAUAAUUUAUGUGAAUUUCAACUAUAGAGUUGGUGCAUUUGGCUUUCUUACAACCGGAGAUUUGAAACUACCAGGCAAUUAUGGAUUAAAAGACCAACAGUUGGCCCUGAAAUGGACUUAUGAAAAUAUACAUUUGUUUGGAGGUGACAAAGAUCAAAUAACCAUACAUGGACAAAGUGCUGGAGGUGCAUCAGUUACCUAUCAGAUUUUGAAUAAGAAGUCUGCUGGAAUGUUUAGAGCAGCAAUAGCUGAAAGUGGUUCGGCUUUUUCUGGUUGGGCUUAUACAAGGCCUGGUGAUACUUAUGCUGUGGAUUUAGUCUCUAUCAUGCAAAAUGGGACUCAACCCUCUGAUAAUAGUAGUACAUUUAUAUAUGAUUAUCUGAGUAAGGCUAAUGCUAAAGGGAUUGAUCUUGCUACUGAGCCACUUUUUAAAGCUGGUAAAGAUGCUUUGCCUACAAUUGAACCUAAGCAUGAGGAUGCUUUUAUCACGGAAUUACAAUAUUCUCUCAUGGAAAAUGGAGAUUUUAACAGAGUACCAUUGAUUAUUGGAAUUAAUUCUGAAGAAAAUAUUUUUAAAGCUGCAGACCUUAAUUCUUUCAAAAAAAAGGCCGAAACAUAUGACAAAAAUCCAGCAACGCUUUUACCUAAAAGUUUGGGAGUCCUUAGUGCUGAAAAUGAAACAUUGGUCGGUCAAACUAUGAAAGAUGUUUAUGCUGGAACUGGUAGAAGUUUUUCAGAAAAUUUGGGAGGCUUAGUUGCAUAUCUUAGUGACAAUAGUUACACGAGGCCAACAAUAAAGUUUGCAGAAAUGCAAUCUCAGUAUACAGAUGUAUGGUUUUAUCAAUUUUCCUAUAAAGGUAAAAUGGGACAUCAACUGGAUAUUAAUAUUCCAGGUGCAGAGAAAGUAGCUCACGGUGAAGAAGUCCAUUAUUAUACCGUUUACAAGGAUGAAAAUUACGACAAUACCAAAUUCGGAGAUUUUCCUAAGAAUGACGUUCUAACCCAUUUUAGAAUUAUCGAAUUGUGGUCUAAUUUCAUAAAAUAUUUAGACCCAACUCCUAAUUCAAGCACAUUGUUGUCAAACAUAACCUGGCCAGUGAUAACUCCCGUAAACUAUACAUAUUUAAAUAUCAAUGCCACCCUAGAAUUGCGGACAAGCCCAAAAUCGCCUCGAUAUACGAUUUGGAAGCAAGUGUUCGAGACGUUCGGAUCAAAGCCGUAUUUAGGAUUUUAAUUGUUAAUUGUGUUGUGCAAUAAAUAAAAUAGGUACAUAUUCGAUGAACUAAAAUAUAAAUUGUUCCGGUUUGCACCAGAUUGUACCC
This is a messenger RNA of Ceutorhynchus assimilis (cabbage seed weevil), 1830 nucleotides long. The record is from the annotation of a GenBank genome assembly. Lineage: Eukaryota; Metazoa; Arthropoda; Insecta; Coleoptera; Curculionidae.